AUGGCGGUCCCUUUAUCUAUAUCUAAUGGCACGCCAAGAAAGCUUCCUGGACCUCAGUUGCUCCAUGAACUGGUCCCCCGUCAAGGAAAGGAUGGCGCAGUGGCCAUCGAACAUACCAACGAAGACGGCAGAACAUCACUAUUGGAUUACGACACAUUUCACACCCAAACCGAUGCCCUUGCACGGCGAAUCACCUCGACUAUCAAGCGUUCAGCGACACAUAGCAAGCGAUUGAUCAUUCCCAUAUUGAUACCCCAAAGUCCGGAGCUGUACAUAUCGCAACUGGCAACACUUAAAGCUGGUGGUGCCUUCUGCCCCAUCGUUCUAGAUGUGCCAGAGGACAGAUUACGAUUCAUCUUGGCGGACGUGAGCGCAACAGUCCUUCUCACGAUUUUUACUUUCAGACAACAAUUACCCGAUCUGGAAGAUGUACGAAUCAUCGAAGUCGACGAUGUUGGCGAUGAUACUGAAGACGUUGCCGGCACCAAUCUUCCGUCGGUCACGCCUCAAGAUCCAGCAUAUAUAAUGUAUACAAGUGGCUCGACCGGCCAACCCAAGGGGGUGGUACUCUCACAUUCAGCGGCGACGCAGGCGUUGCUCGCGCACGACUUGCACAUACCGAACUUCUCUCGAUUUCUACAAUUCGCCAGUCCGACCUUCGACGUCUCGGUCUUCGAAAUCUUCUUCCCGUGGUUCCGCGGCCAGACUCUGAUCAGUUGCGACAGGCGGCGGCUACUGAACGAUCUGCCUCUAGCUAUCAACGAGCUGGAUGUAGAUGCUUGCGAGCUCACGCCUUCGGUGGCGAGUAGCCUUCUCCGCGGCCGAGCCAGCGUGCCUUCUCUGAAAGUCCUGCUCACUAUUGGCGAGAUGCUCAAACCCUCGGUGGUGGAAGAAUUCGGCGGUAACACAGACGAGCCAGCUGUACUACAUGGAAUGUAUGGUCCGACCGAGGCCACCAUACAUUGUACUUUGCAGACGCAUUUCCCGAAGGACAAGUCCUGUAACGCGAUUGGUGUUCCGCUAGAGACCGUCUCAGCAUUUGUCAUCAAAGUGUCUACAGAGUCAGAAUCAACGAAGGCACCCGCUAUUGAGAUCUUGCCCAUUGGGGAAGAAGGAGAACUCGCUGUAGGUGGAUAUCAGAUCGCAGACGGCUAUUUGAAUCGAGAUGAGCAGACUCGAUCUGUAUUCGUACCACACGCGGACCACGGCAUCAUGUACCGGACUGGUGAUCGCGCCAAGAUGCUGCCAGAUGGUAGCUUGGAGUGCCUAGGACGCAUUUCCAGUGGACAAGUCAAGUUACGUGGGCAGCGUAUUGAGCUGGGAGAGAUUGAACAUGCUGCAUCACGCACGCCAGGCUGUCGCGAUGUUGUUGCAGAAGUGCUCUCCGGCUCCUUGGUUGUCUUCUGCGUUCGCGAGGACAAGACUGUAGACAGAAGUGCGAUUCUCGCAACAUGUCGAAAGUGGCUACCAGCUUUUAUGGUUCCUGCGGACGUUGUGAUGCUGGAGGCUCUACCAUAUCUCGCUUCGGGGAAGUGCGAUCGGAAGGCUCUGCGCGCUCAGUAUGAGGAAAGCCAGACGCCAGAGGGAGACGGUGAGCCUGCAGAUAGUGAGACGACGAAGAGCGCGAUCGAAGUCCUCGGCAAAGUGCUACAGUGCAAGGUCAGCUCUGGGUCUAACUUGGCUGCUCUCGGCCUGGACUCGCUAGCAUCCAUACGUCUGGCCUCGGAAUUGCGCAAAGCUGGGUUCAGGCAGCUUGAUGCGGGAGACAUACUCAGCGCAAGGAAUCCCGUCGAUCUUGAAGCUGUGCUCGAAAAGGUCGAUGAGUCUCAAACGAUAGAACCUCACCUCGAAACCGAGCGUUCUUACAGAAAGGAUCUCGACAACGCCCUAUCAAGCAUGCUGCCGUCAGAGGUCGUGGACGCAAUCGACACGGCAUUCCCUUGCACCCCAGUCCAGUCGGCUAUGUUGGUAGAGACGGACAAAGACCCUCAAGCGUAUUGCAACUGGGUUGAACUCCGCGUUCAUGAUCAAAAUGACUUGACCGUGCUGGUGGAAGCAUUCCGCAAGUUGGCUGAGAUGCACUCUCUACUACGAGCAGGCUUUGUGGCGAUCAAUGGGCUAAAGUACAGCUAUGCCACGGUAGUCUGGAAAGACUUCCUGCCAGAUCAGAUUCAGCAGAUGCAGAAGCUGAAGUACGACUUCCGCCUGGAAAAUCGCCGUGACCUCCAACGCGCCAGCCGCUUUCAAUUUGUGCGGAAAGGUACCAGCUCGCACAUACUACUUCAACUUCACCACGCGCUUUUCGAUCAAUGGGCAAUCGAUAUUCUCAAAUCUGACCUUGUCAGUAUACUAGCAGGCCAGGAGCUGCGCCAGAUCGAGACUUUCCAGGCUGUGUCCAACUACCACAUCAGCAAGGCGGAUGAGGCCCAAUCAGCUUCUGCGAUGGACUUUUGGCAACAGCAUCUUCGGGGCAUGACGCCGACGACUAUACCGCUUAUGAGAGGUCAAGAUGUAUCGAGUAAUCUGCAACGGACCGAGUGGAGGACAUUGUCCUGUCAGUCAUCGAUGGUGAAGAAAAAGGCGAGGGAAUUUGGCUGCAGCAGCCCAGCUAUAUUUCAGAGCGCGCUCGCCAUUGUGCUGGGAAGCUACGUGGGUCUUUCGGACGUCACGUUUGGCUCUGUAUUCUCUGGACGGACUAUCCCGGUUCAAGGGGUUGAUGGCAUCUUUGGACCCUGUUUGGCGACCUUGCCGUUUCGCAUAGACUUCAGCACUGCAAGCACGUGUAAAGACCUGCUCGGUGCGGUGACUGGCCUGAAUCGUGCGAUGCAGGAGCAUGUCUUGACCCCUCCGACGACAAUCAGACAAGCCGCAGGCGCUGCCCCAGGGGUACCGUUGUUCGACACUCUCUUCGUUUGGCAGGAGACUGCAUUUGCGAUCGAUCAGGAAUGUCAUAUUGAGGUCAUCGACUCUCAAGAUCGUCUGGAGUUCAAUCUGGUGCUGGAAUUUGAGCCAACAGGUACCGGCAUCAAAACACGCGCAACAUACCAACGCAAGCUCAUGAGUGCCUCCCAGGCCGACAUUCUCCUCCAGCAGAUUGAUGCCAUUGCCGGCAUGUUACUGGACCAUCCGGAUGACUCGACAGAAGGACUACUCGACCAUCUACAACCAGAACUCCAAUCCGUCUCCAACCCGGAGCCAACCACUUAUGCCAGCUCAUUUGAGCUCACAGAGGUGAUUCAGUCCAGAGCAAAUCAAGACCCUGAAGCUACGGCCAUCCUGUUCGCUGACAGCCUCGACGUAAAGGAGCCCAGAUUCUCCUCGAUGACCUACUCUAAACUGGACGGACGGGCAAACGAGAUGGCGCAUCGCCUUAUCGCCGCAGGUCUCAAGCCAAGCGGGACUGUGUGCAUAUGCAUGGAAAAGUGCAUUGACCUCUACGUCGCAAUGCUCGCGUCUCUCAAGGCCGGUGCUGGGUACCUUCCGCUCGUUCCCGAGACACCGGCUGCAAGAAUCCAAGCUAUUCUUGCACAAGCAGAGGUCUCGGUAUUCGUCUGCAACGAUGACACCAUCGGCAUUUUCGAACCACUGACGAAUCGCCCAAUACUCACCAUCGAUACCAUGAGCCUGGCCAGUAGUCCCGAUACGGAUCCCAAAAUUGCACAGACAGGUUCAAGAAUCGCUUAUCUCGUCUUCACCAGCGGCUCGACGGGCGAGCCCAAGGGUGUAGCUGUUACGAUGGACAACCUCAAAGGCAAUCUUGCGGUGCUCGCUGAGCUGUAUGGCCCACAGCCAGGCGAUCGCCUGUUGCAGUCAUGCUCCCAGGCAUUCGAUGUGAGCGUAUUCGAGAUCUUCUUCGCAUUCUACACCGGAAUGUGCUUGUGCUCCGCUACAAAGGACGUCAUGUACCGGGACUUCGAGCAUAGUAUACGGAGCUUCCAUGCCACCCAUCUGUCUUUGACCCCAACAGUCGCCGCCCUAGUCAACCCAAAGAACGUACCAGAAGUGCAUUUCCUAGUCACAGCGGGCGAAGGCAUAACAGAGAAGGUCCACAGGCUAUGGGCCGGCAAUGGUCUACACCAAGGGUACGGUCCGUCCGAGACCACCAACAUAUGCUCCGUCAAGAUGAACCUAUCGCAAGACGAUGUACUUGGCAACAUCGGACCGCCUUUCAAGAACACAUCCGCUUUCGUGCUUGCGCCAGAAGGGGACUUCCGAAUACUUCCUACCGGCGCGUACGGCGAGUUCGCUUUCGGAGGCGAGCAGGUUUUCAGAGGUUAUGUUGGCAGAGAUGACCUCAACGCAUCGAAGAUCAUCGAUCAUCCAGUCUAUGGGCGAGUGUAUCGCAGCGGUGACAUGGGCCGCAUACUUCCCGAUGGCACUCUUCUGAUCGCAGGCAGACUUGACGAUCAGAUCAAGAUUCGAGGCAACCGUGUUGAGCUGGGCGAGCUCAACUCCAUCGUGUCCGAUCAUCCUGGGGUCCAUGACUGUACUACGAUCGUCCUAGGUGAAGGAAGUAAUGAUCAGACUUUGGCCACAUUCUGGGUCCCCUCGAACAGUAGAAGCUUAGCAGAGGACGCCCUGGUUGUGGAGCCGUCUGGAUCACAGCUCGUGGGCCAAUUGUUUGAUCGACUUGAGGACUCCGUGCCUGCCUACAUGGUCCCUAGUUUCUUGGUGCCACUCAGUCGAUUGCCAAUGACGACGCAAGGGAAGCUAGACAAGCGGUUGCUGAGGAGUACUUUCGAAAAGCUAGAGGGCAGCGCCCGCGAAUCGUUCUCCCGCGCUCAAGAAAACUCGACAGGCGAUGGUCCCGAGACUCCAAUUGAGAGUAGCAUCGGCGAUGCCCUCGCUGGCAUGCUGCAGAUACCACUGGCAAACAUCUCACGGCACUCUUCCUUCUUCGCGCUUGGCCUUAACUCACUAAAUGCUAUCCAGCUUGCACGCUCCCUGGAGAACAGCCUCGGAACUUCACUCAGCGUUACUACCAUUCUGAGACAUUCGAGUGUUGCUCGCCUUGCUCGAACACUCUCUCAGGCUGUAGAUGAUACCGAGGACUCUGUGAUAGACGUUCACGAGGUACUCAAAGGAGAUUUCAUCGAGGAGAUCAGGACGGCGUUCGCUAAGCGCGGCUAUACCAUCGACACAAUCCUACCGUGCACGCCACUACAGCAAGCCAUGCUGUCCGCAAGCGCAACCCAAGAGAAAGGUGCUUACUGCAACAGUACCAAGCUGAACGUUCCUGGUGACCUGCGCAAGCUACAAGACUGCUGGUAUGAGAUGAUGCGUAGACACGCAAUCUUGCGGACAUCCUUCACAGAGACGCCAUUGGCAGCUCAUCCGUAUGCGCAAGUUAUUCUCGAGGACCCACCUUUACCAUGGUACAACAUUCGAGAGCCUGCCAGAUCGCCCGCCAAAAUGAACGGACACGCCAAUGGCCAUGUGAACGGUCACGCAAAUGGCCAUCCUACUGGAACCUUUGGCACACAGUCUGACGUUCCCGCCGUUACGCCUGAGGCGCCAAUCCGAAUCGAUCAAGAUGGCUCGGAUAUCUACCUACACAUGCAUCAUGCCAUCUACGAUGGUAUCUCCGUGUCGAAUCUGUUCGAAGAAAUCCAAUGCUUGUACGACGGGCAGCCUCUGCCGCCUUCAGUGUCAUUUGAGCCCUUCCUGAGCCGAGUUCUUGCUCAGAACGGGCCUGAUGCUGUUGAUUUCUGGUCAUCUCGCAUGAAAGGCUUCCAUCCGCAUCCCCUGCCGAUUCGUGCCGAAGCCGGUCAGCACGACGAAGCCGUAUUCGAGCGUACGAUAGCGCUAGAGCCCACGGAACUGAGCACUUUCAGCGAGAGAUACGCCUGUACCAGCCUCGUUGUCCUUCAAGCUGCUCUGGUCAAAACGUUAGCUUGUCUGCAGAACGUCACGGAUGUCUGCUUUGGCAAUGUGGUCAGCGGCCGAUUGAUGCCUGUACAGAACAUCGACCGUCUUGUGGCGCCAUGCUUCAAUACGAUCCCACUGAGGACCAGACUUGAUUCUAUUCGCACGAACCUGGACCUGAUUCACGAUCUGCAUCGCACCAAUGUGGAGACAUUGAAGUUCCAACUGACGGCGCCGCGCCACAUCCAACCUUUGUCCGCGACUCCUUCAGAGCAUUUGUUUGACUCAGUGUUGUUGGUCCAGCCUCCGCCGUCAGAUGCUGAUCUAUGGGCCGUUGAAGAGGAUGAUAUGGACAUGGGCAUUCCACUGGUGAUCGAGAUCACUCCUCGCAUAAGUCACUUCCAUCUGACAAUGCACUACAUGCCGCAAAAGGUACCCGCUAGUCUUGUUUCAGGGAUUACAGAUGGAUUCAUAGCCGGUCUGAUGUCCUGCCUGAGGUUCCCAUCCAGCCCUGUGGGCCAAUUCCUGGACUUCAACACAGCGCGCAUCGCUAAUAAGCUCCCACCGACAGCUUCCACUACUUCCGCCAACGGAGUGCAGGAAGCCGAUGACAACUCAACUGAGUGGGAUGCCGGCGCCAGUGCUGUACGAAGCAUCUUCGCGAGACUGGCGAACAUUGACCAGACCAAGAUCGGCAAACAGACGUCCUUGUACCAGGUCGGACUGGAUAGUCUUAAUGCAGUGCAGGUAGCAUCUAGGUUGCGUGAGCAAGGGUUCAAGGUAGAUGCCGCCGAUGUCAUGCAGUACCAGUCGCCUGCUGCCUUGGCUUCGUUCUUCCAGUCCAGACAGGUUGACUCGACUCAUGGUUCCGGAUCCAGUGUUGAUCUUGCUGCGUUCGAGCUCACUCACAAGACAAGAAUUGUGGAGAGCCUGGGCCUUGAAAAGGAUCUCCUAGAAGCUGUGCGGCCGUGCACUGCGACACAGAAUGGCAUGCUGGCGCAGUAUCUGCAAUCCCAAGGAGCAUAUUACUUCAACCACAGCACGUAUGCAGUACCGAAGGAAUACAGCUUUGAGGAUAUCAAGAGAGCAUGGUCGGCCGUAGAACAGAAGAAUCAGGUAUUGCGCAUGGGCUUCUGCCAGCUGGACGAUGCUGCCCAACCCUUUGCUAUGCUGAUCUACCAGCCUCAGACUCUCCUCGACAAGGCUUUCAUCCACUGCGAUAAUCAGGAUGACAACGAGGUCGAGCGAUUGGCUAGCAAAGAAGUGUUCAAGGCGUUGCACCUACCUGCUUGGCGUGUAUCUCUGAUCGACUUGCAGCAAGGACGACGAAUGUGUCUUUCCAUACACCAUGCGUUGUACGACGCCAACUCACUGCGCAUCCUGAUGGACGACUUUGCCAGAGCGCUUCACUCCCAGGACCUAGGGCCUGUUGUGGAUAUAGAUAAGGAACUCUCCACACAGCUCGAAGGAGCUCAACAACAGAAAGACGAGCGUGAAAAGUACUGGAAGACCACUUUGCAGUCUGCUCAACUUCUGAAAUUUCCAAGCUUAACACCUGCUAUGAUCAAGGACGCCCGUGCGAGUAGCACACAACUGUGGUCACAGGUCGACUUGGCGAGGCUUGAGCAGUUUUGCAAAGUCGAGGGCGUCACCGUACAAGCUUUAGGACAGACCGUAUGGGCCCUGCUGCUCGCUGCGUAUCUGGGCGAGCCGGCGGUCACGUUCGGCACCGUUUUCUCAGGCUUUGCAAGUCAUGCUGCUAAGCCUGUUGCAUUUCCAACGAUAUCGACGGUGCCUGUGUUCUGCAACACCAGCAAGGUUUCUAGCGAAAUUAUUAGAGACAUGGUCUCGUACAAUGCAGCGGCGCAGCGGCACCGCUUCGCUGCACUGGCCGACAUUCAACGCUACGCUGGGUCUGCUGGUCAAUCGCUUUUCGACACUAUCUUCAUCUAUCAAAAGUCGGCUUCAGGCGGUGAAGACCAUUUCAAUUGGCAGUCCAUCAGCGACUCUCUUGGCAUAGACUACACAGCAUCUAUGGAGAUGGAAGCUCAGUCAUCUGGGAAGCCUUCGUUGCGCUUAACCUACGACACGAAGCACCUUCCGGACGACCAUGCUGUGUUGAUGUUGGAGCAGUACGAUAUGAUCUUGGCAGAGCUCAUCGACAAGAAGCAAGGAAAUCGAGCGAGAGACAACAAGCUCCUGUCUUAUUCAGCACCAAAGGAAGACACGCUACCAUCCCCAGUCAGCCUUCUUCACGAGUUCCUUGAGGUCACUGCUCAGCAAUAUCCGGACAAGCCUGCGCUAGAGUUCAUAUACGACCUCGACAAUGGCCAGAAAGGGCGUAGGCACUGGAACUAUCGAGAAGUCAACCAGAGAGCUAACCAGGUUGCACAUCUGAUCCUGGAACAGGACGUACAGCCAGGAAGCGUCAUAGCCGUGUGCAUGAGCAAAUGUCCGGAAGCAUCUUUUGCUUUCGCUGGUAUCUUGAAAGCAGGAUGUAGCUUCUUGGCUAUGGAUCCCGAGCUUCCCAUCGCUCGUCGCACCUUCAUUGUUGAGGACUCGAAGUCACAAUUACUGUUUGUGGACAGCGGCAAGCGUGACGAUGAAAUAGCUCGGGUUGUGAAGAACAUUGAGCUCACGGAGCAUGUUCUCAAGGACCUGCCUAGCCAUGGUGUCAAGAUACCAAGAGUUGAUCCGAGCGCCACAAGCUACUGCCUGUACACAAGUGGCACUACUGGCACACCGAAAGGAUGUGAACUGACGCAUGAGAAUGCUGUACAGGCCAUGCUCGCUUUCCAAAGACUAUUCGCGGGCCAUUGGACGGAAUCUUCAAGAUGGCUGCAAUUCGCCAGCUACUGGUUCGACGUGUCGAUUCUCGAACAGUUCUGGAGCUGGAGCGUUGCGAUUACCGUCGUGGGUGCUCCUCGAGAUCUUGUCCUGGAGGACAUACCUGGCUUCAUUCGGGAGGCCAACAUCACCCACAUCGAUCUCACGCCAUCUCUCGCACGGCUGGUCAUGCCCGAAGAAGUGCCAAGCCUCCACAAUCACGUCUUCAUCACUGGUGGUGAGGCUCUGAAGCAAGAGAUCAUCGAUAGGUGGGGUCCAUACAAGACGAUUUGCAACGGCUAUGGUCCUACGGAAGCGACUAUUGGCGUCACCAUGAACCGCUUCAUUGGUGAGGAUGCGAAACCUUCGAACAUCGGACUGUGCUUCGACAAUGUUGGCGCCUACGUUUUCAUCCCGGGCUCAGAUGACAUAGUGAUGCGUGGUGCUGUUGGAGAACUUUGUAUCUCUGGCAAGCUUGUGGGCAAGGGCUACCUCAACCGACCUGAUUUGACGGCCAAAGCAUUUCCCUAUCUCAAGCGGCAUGGGGAAACGGUCUAUCGCACUGGUGACUUGGUCCGGCUGCUAGCAGAUGGAUCGGUGUCCUUCAUCGGACGAGCCGACACACAGGCGAAACUUCGAGGGCAAAGACUUGAGAUCGAUGAAAUUGAUGCUGUCAUCAAGGCCUGCUCCGAGCAAGUUCACGAUGUGGCAUCGCUUGUGGUCAAGGCAGAUGGUAAUCGAGAGAUGCUUGUCUCGUUCCCCGUCGAUGCUUCCGCGCGAAGUCGCGACCUUCACUUCGUGAGCUCGACGGACAGUACCAAGCUGGUCCAGGUCGCAGACCGAGCCUGCCGCGAUCACUUGCCAGGAUACAUGGUUCCAACCCAUAUUGUUCCUCUGUCGAAACUGCCCUUGACUGUCAACAACAAGGUCGAUACCAAGCGAUUGGUGGCGCUCUUCUCGAGCUUGACCACACAGGACUUGCAACAGCUGAAGGGAGAGCAAGCGAAUAGUCGAGCACUACGCCCUGCUGAGCAAAAGGUAGCCAAGGUGCUCGGACGCCUGUUAUCGACCAGCACAAGUGAAAUGACGCCGAGCUCGAACAUCUUCUCUCUGGGCUUGUCUUCGGUCUCGGCUAUCAACUUUGCAACGCAACUCAAACGAGCCGGUUUCGAGUCGGCCAAUGUGGCCAAGAUCAUGAAGCACCCCAACAUAGAUCGACUGGCUAAAGCUAUAUCCAGCGAGGAAGCGGAAAGUCAAGAAGAUCGCAAUUCGAUUCGACAGGCACAGCUUGCAAUGACCGCAUUUGCGCAGCAACAUCGUGGGUCAGCUGCACAGACACUGAACGUUCGAGCGUCCGAAGUCGAAGCCUUGGCGCCUUGUACACCUCUACAGGGAGGUCUCUUGAUUGAGUCUUUGAAGAGUUCGAAGAGACCUUACUUCAACCACUUCUGGUACGAUGUCACGGCAUUGGACAAGGAAAGACUAGAAGCUGCUGUACAGAAGCUCAUCUCCUCUAUACCUAUUCUGCGUACCGCCUUUGUGCGUACAGAUGAGGGCUUCGCUCAAGUCGUGCUUCGUGAGCGCAAAGAUCUGCUAGAGAGCAUCACGACCGACGGCAAUGACAUCGAAGCCUUGCUCGGGAAACAGAAGGCACACUGGGCAAAAGAAGCCGAUGACGAUGUGUCACGGCCACUGGAAGUUCUGCUUGUCUCCUCGUCAACACGGACCGUGAUGUCCAUGCACGCCCACCAUGCUACAUACGACGGCAUCUCAUGGGAUCUGACCAUGCAACGGCUUGCACAGCUUUAUGAAACUAGCGACCCUAUUGAGUGUGGGCCGAACCUCUUUGAUGUGCUUCCUUAUGGUCCUCUGUGCCAUCGCCAAGACGCGAGCGUGUUCUGGCGGGAUCGACUGGGCAAUGUGCCUUUCGUUCCACUCAGAAGCAACGCAAAGGGUUCAAAUUCGGGAUCACUCUCUCUCCAGGCGCAAGUGCCGAACAGUGACGGCCUCGAGAAGCUACGAAGAAAACUGGGAGUGUCCCACCAAGCUCUCCUGCAGGCGGCAUUCUGUGUUGCUGUGCAUCAAUUCUCGCCGCAAACGCAAACAUAUGGCGUCGUGCUCUCCGGCCGAUCUAUCGCUUACGACGAUGCAGGCACAGUCAUAGGGCCCAUGUUCAACACUCUGCCAUAUACCUUGAGCCUCCAAGCGUCGCAGACUUGGACUCAGUAUCUCCAGCGCGGCCACCAGACAAAUGCUGAGACUCUUCCUUUCCAGCACACUCCGCUUCGGGAGAUCAGAAAGGCCUGCAGUCGCGAUCCUUCAGAUCCCAUGUUCGACGUGCUCUUCGUGUUUCAACGUCCUGAGGCUGACGAGACUUCCGCGGACGCUCUGUUCAAGCCGAUGGAAACUUUCAUACCCGCAGAAUACCCUCUGGCUGUCGAAGUAGAACUCCACAACUCCGGCGAGAUAUCUAUCACUGUCGAUGCUCAGCAUGAGUGUGCAGAGGAUGCAGAUCUGCAGGAGAUCAUCGACUCGUUCCAGAGGGCACUUGACGCAAUCAGUCAGAGCCCAGACCAGGCCAUCUCAGCCUCCUUCGCUGUUGUUGAAAACGAGACUCCGCCUCCCGAGCAGAACCGGUCGAGGCGCGACCUUGAACAGCUUGAUGGUGUUGUGGACUUCGAUUGGACUGACAAUGCGAAGUUGUUGCGAGACGCCAUUGCCCAAGUCGCUGGAUGUAGCAGCGAUGAUGUGACCGAACACUCAGCCAUCUUUACCCUUGGACUGGACAGUAUCGACGUCGUGAAACUCGCAUCGCGCCUCAAACGAGCUGGCAUAUCUGUACCCGUUAGCAAGAUUCUCCAAGCUCAGACCAUCCCUAGAAUCCUGGACUCAGUGCAGGACACCAGCCAGAGUGCUGCACAGGCGUCAUCUGUGAGCCAGCUCGCGGCCCUGGAAGACAGAUUGCAGGCAAUGCGCAAGGGCUGGAGCUCCGAUUUCGUGGCCAGCGUCGAACGCGUAUUGCCUGCUGCACCUGGACAAGAAGCCUUGAUCGCGGACAUGAUCAAGUCAGAUUUCAAGGACUACUACAACUUCGACGUGCUGCGCCUACAUGAUGACGUGGACAUGGAGCGCCUGAAGUCCGCUUGGCAGACAGUCGUAGAUGCUUCUGCGAUUUUGCGGACCACUUUCGUCGAGGUCGCCGAUCCCGACAUCGAUGUCGUCUUCGCACAGGUAGUACACAAAUCGACACCACUGCGUUUUGCAGAGUCUUCUGCAUCAGAUGUCGACGAGCUCGGUGCCAAGAUCGAAGAGAUUAGAGAAGACGUCCGAAGCUCUCACGCGAGGUCAUCUCCAACACGUCUCAGCAUUGUGAGAGUCGGUCGUGACCAGUAUUUGAUACUGUCGCUGGCCCACGCGCAAUACGAUGGUCACAGCCUUGCGCUACUGCAUCUGGAUGUCGCAAAUGCCUAUCAGGGUACUUUCGAACCGAGACCUCUAUAUGAUGAAACGAUCGACCUAGCUCUCAGCGCCAUCAAUGACAACGCGCUAGACUUCUGGCGGAGUACCCUGACGGGUGCCAAGAUCACUCGGUUCAGCAACGCUCAGGAUGAUGCCAAUACCGCCACUCACUAUCGAGACCGCACCUCAUCAACAUCUGGCUCUGCAGCCCGUGCCAUCUGCAAGAGACUUGGCGUGUCUGUUCAAGCUCUCAUGCAGACUGCUUGGUCGCUACUGCUGGCCCACUAUACUCAGGAGUUUGAAAUUCUUUAUGGGCUCGUAUUGAGCUGUAGAGACAGUGAGCACGCCCAGGAAGUCUUAUUCCCGACCAUGAACACGGUCCCGAUGCGAGCCACGCUCCACGGGACUGGUGUAGACAUGCUGCGCUCCGUGCAGGCAACAAUCAACGAUGUGCGCCAAUAUCAAAGAACGCCGCUACGAGCUAUCCAGGCCGCAUGCUCCAAGGUGAUCGACACAUCUGGAUCACUAUCGCACGGCGGUCUGUUCGAUACUUUGUUCAUCUAUCAGCAUCACGAGCAACAUGGAAAUGAGCAGGACUCUAAGCUCUACGAGUCGGUAGAUGGAAGCUCGAGCAUCGAGUAUCCUAUUGCUGUAGAGGCCGAAGUGGUUGAGGAUGAGAUCAUGAUCCGCGCAUCAUGUAAAGAACAAGCGCUCGAUCAACGUGCGACUGAAGGUCUGCUCAAAAAGUUCGAUCACGUCCUAGACUUCCUGGUCAGCUCUGCGGAGAAGCCACUGAUGGACUUCCAGCCCGGCCGCGUUUCGAUUUGUGGGCUGCCCUCUUUCCCCAUGCGUGACGAAUCCUUGUCGCGCCAGACCACCAAUGUCACCAUUCAUGACGCUGAAGAAGACGAAGAGGAAACAGAUUCUCCACAGCUGGCUUCUAUACGCGCGGCGAUGGCCCGGGUGGCCAAAGUGCCAGAAGGCGAGGUGACAUCGCACUCCAGUAUCGAUUCGCUCGGGAUUGACUCGAUAUCUGCCAUCAAGGUAGCGGCGCUGUUACGAAAGCAGUCAGUCAAGCUAUCAGUCAGCGAGAUGCUCAAAGCCCAGACACCGCUUCGCAUGGCGCGAUCAGUACAAAGUGCUUCAGCAAACCCUCGCCCCAACGGUGUCACAUCGAAGGAAGUCAUCUCCACUGCUUUAGGCGGUAUUGAUCGCCAGCAUGUCGCAAAAGCUGCUGGAAUUGAGAUGGAAGAUAUUGAAAUGAUCAUGCCUGCCACUGCCGGACAAGUCUACAUGCUGUCGAUGUGGCAGAAGACUGGAGGCGAGCUGUUUUGUCCGACAUUCAGCUACCAUCUCAAGGGCAAGAGCUCAACCACUGAUGUCAAACGAGCUUGGCAUCAAGUUGUCCGAAGCAACUCAAUCCUGAGGACAGUCUUUGUGCAGCCACCUGGCGGGCAAGACUUAUUGCAGCUCGUCUUGACUGAGCCCGCGAACAGCUUUUCGGUCGGCAGCGGUGAGCCCAAGCUUGACUCGCAACCUCUGGUCGCACUGAGAAUGGAGCCUGGCGAAGGCGCUACCUUGCUCAGGCUCAAGAUUCAACACGCUUUGUAUGAUGCUGUAUCUCUUCCUCUGCUGAUACACGAUUUGCAAGCCGCUCUCAAUGGCCAGCGAUCCGCGAUGCCCAGCAUCAAUUUCACGGACUUUGUGGCACAGGCUGUGAGUGCUGAUGUCCGAAGAGCACGCGAAGACUUCUGGACUCGUUACCUUGCAAAUGUUACGGCCCUGAAACUGCACAAGCCACGACCUAAAGGCAGCAGGAAAGUGCAAGUCUUUCAACCUUCAGUCUUCACUUCCUGUGACCAACUGCGGCAAAAAGCCAGGUCUGCUCAGGUCACAGUGCAAGGCUUGUUGUUCGCAAUGUACGCAAAGAUAUACGCAUUGCACGCCGAUGGCUCUGUUCCUGCAGAAGAUGUCGUCUUUGGAGUGUACCUUGCCAAUCGGUCGCAGCUGGCCGAGCUCGAUAGACUGCCAGCGCCAACUCUUCACCUAGUGCCAAUUCGGGUAGGAUCGCCACGCAAGAAGAAUCUCUUUGCUUUAGCCAAUGACAUCGACAAUGACCUUCGAGACAUUGGCAAGGCGGACAAUGCGACAGCGUCACUCGAAGAAAUAAGGCGAUGGACUGGCGUCAAAGUGGAUAGCUUUGUGAACUUCUUGAACCUGCCGGACGCUGACGAAGAAGAGACGGACAAGUCAACAGAUACUAUUGACAUUACACAAGCAGAUGACGAAUGGUCUUCAGAAGUGAGUCGUGUGGUGGAACGUCCAGCGACUUCUGGAAGUGCGCCGGAGUCUCUGCGCAACUUUGCUGUCAGUGAUGCUUAUCAGCAUGCGGUUGAUGUCGAGAUAUCGAUGGACAACCACCGACUCGGUGUUGGCUUCUUCUGCUUGGAAGACAUCUUCAGCCUGAAUGAAGCUCGAACAACAAUCGAGGAGAUCAAGGAACAGCUCAAUGGGCUCGUGCAUGACAUGUAG
Molecule: messenger RNA, 14682 nt
Organism: Fulvia fulva
Lineage: Eukaryota; Fungi; Ascomycota; Dothideomycetes; Mycosphaerellales; Mycosphaerellaceae
Product: Nonribosomal peptide synthase
Exons: 3
Coding region: 1-14682 (4893 amino acids)
Biological process (GO): secondary metabolite biosynthetic process; amino acid activation for nonribosomal peptide biosynthetic process
Cellular component (GO): cytoplasm
Molecular function (GO): catalytic activity; phosphopantetheine binding
Source: RefSeq, a predicted model, not a curated record